GCUUUCAAGGCAAACAUUGCGAAGAUAACAUCGAUGACUGUCCUGGAAAUUUGUGUCAGAAUGGUGGCACUUGCGUAGACAGCAUCAACACCUACCGUUGCGUCUGUCCACCAAAUUUUACCGGAGAUCUCUGUGAGGAAGAUGUGGAUGAAUGCGCGAUGAGACCAUCCGUUUGUCAGAAUGGCGCUACUUGCACCAAUACGCACGGCAACUAUUCCUGCAUCUGUGUCAACGGUUGGGAAGGUAGAGAUUGCAGCGACAAUGUCGAUGAUUGCGUAGCUGCAGCCUGCUUCUAUGGCGCCACUUGCAUAGAUGGCGUCGGCUCGUUCUAUUGUCGUUGCACACCUGGCAAAACUGGUCUCCUCUGUCAUUUGGAUGAUGCUUGCACCUCGAAUCCUUGUCAUGCGGACGCUAUUUGCGACACUAGUCCUAUAAAUGGCUCCUACACUUGUUCCUGUGCCACUGGCUACAAAGGCGUGGAUUGUUCAGAAGAUAUCGACGAAUGUGAUCAGGGUUCACCUUGCGAGCACAAUGGAAUUUGUGUGAAUACACCCGGCUCGUUUAUGUGCAAUUGCUCACAAGGCUUCACGGGUCCACGCUGUGAGACGAAUAUC
Messenger RNA from Rhagoletis zephyria (snowberry fruit fly), 614 nucleotides. Its product is annotated as neurogenic locus Notch protein-like. Gene Ontology annotation, biological process: axon guidance; Notch signaling pathway. Gene Ontology annotation, cellular component: signaling receptor complex; plasma membrane; cell surface. Lineage: Eukaryota; Metazoa; Arthropoda; Insecta; Diptera; Tephritidae. Gene Ontology annotation, molecular function: calcium ion binding. The record is from RefSeq and is a predicted model, not a curated record.